This is a messenger RNA of Condylura cristata (star-nosed mole), 2710 nucleotides long. It is a transcript of the gene TAP1, whose product is annotated as transporter 1, ATP-binding cassette, sub-family B (MDR/TAP). Gene Ontology annotation, molecular function: ATP hydrolysis activity; ABC-type oligopeptide transporter activity; ATP binding. The transcript has 11 exons. The record is from RefSeq and is a predicted model, not a curated record. Gene Ontology annotation, biological process: peptide transport; transmembrane transport. NCBI's taxonomy places the organism in Eukaryota, Metazoa, Chordata, Mammalia, Eulipotyphla, Talpidae. Gene Ontology annotation, cellular component: membrane. The coding region runs from base 72 to 2324 and encodes 750 amino acids.
CCAACGACUUCCAGGCUCAAGCUCCGCGGGGGAGCAGACCGUCCCCGACCUGGGCGCGAUCCCGCGCGCCGAUGAUGGCCAGCUCGGGAUCGCCCGCUCCCUGGCGGUGCCUCGGCGCGUCCCGGGCUCCCUUCGUGUGGCUGGGGCCAGCGCUGCUGCUGCUGACCGACCUGCUGCUGCUCCGGCCCGCCUUGCCCAGGGUGUUCUCCCUGCUGGUGCCCACUGCGGUGCCGCUGUUGCGCGUCUGCCUGGUGGGCCUGAGCCGCUGGGCAGUGCUGCGCCUGGGGGCCCGAGGCGUCCUUGGGGCAACGCCUGGCUCCGUGAGCGAAAGCGCAGGGGUGCAAGGAUGGAUGACUGCUUUGAAGCCACUGGCGGCGGCGCUGGGAUUGGCCCUGCCAGGACUUGCCGUGUUCCGAGAGCUGAAGUCCUGGGGGGUCGCUAGGGACUCUGACAGCACCAAGCUACUGCAUUGGGGAAGUCGCCUCGACGCCUUCGCCCUCAGCUACGCGGCUGCACUGCCCGCAGUUGCCCUGUGGCAUAAGCUCAGGAGCCUUUGGAAGCCAGGGGAUCUCGGGGGUUCCGGAGACAAGGUUCAUCGACUUCUGGGCUGUCUGGGCUCCGAGAUCCGCCGCUUCCCACUCGUUUUGGUUCUGUUGGUCCUCUCCUGUGUGGGGGAGAUGGCCAUCCCCUUCUUCACCGGCAGACUCACUGACUGGAUUCUACAAGACGGAGCAGCGGCCUUCAACCGAAACAUUGCUCUCAUGUCCAUUCUCACCAUAGCCAGUGCAGUGCUGGAAUUCAUGGGGGACGGGAUCUACAACAGCGCCAUGGGCCAUGUGCAGAGCCAGCUGCAGGGAGAGGUGUUCCAAGCUGUCCUGCGCCAGGAAACAGAGUUCUUCCAACAGAACCAAACAGGUGCUAUCACAUCUCGGGUCACAGAGGACACGUCCACCUUGAGUGAAUCUCUGAGCGAGAGGCUGAGCCUGCUGCUGUGGUACCUGGUGCGGGGGCUGUGUCUCCUGGUGCUCAUGCUCUGGGGGUCACUGUCCCUCACCAUGGUCACCCUGCUUUCCCUGCCUCUGCUUUUCGUUCUGCCUAAGAAGCUGGGAAAAUGGCACCAGUUGCUGGCAGCACAGUUACAGGAAUCUCUGGCACAGGCCAGCCAGGUAGCCAUCGAGGCUCUGUCUGCUAUGCCUACAGUCCGGAGUUUUGCCAACGAGGAAGGAGAGGCCCAGAAGUUUAGACAAAGACUGCAAGAAAUGAAGACACUCAACCAGAAGCAGGCCCUGGCCUAUUCAGUCAACAGCUGGACCACCAGUAUCUCAGGGAUGCUGCUGAAGGUGGGAAUCCUAUACAUUGGUGGGAAGCUGGUGACCAGUGGGGCUGUAAGCAGUGGAGACCUUGUCACUUUUGUUCUCUACCAGAUGCAGUUCACCACAGCUGUUGAGGUUCUGCUCUACACUUACCCUAGUGUACAAAAGGCUGUGGGUUCCUCAGAGAAAAUAUUUGAAUAUCUGGACCGGACCCCUCGCUGCCCACCCAGUGGUGUGUUGACUUCCUCGAGCUUGAAGGGCCUUGUCCAAUUCCAGGAUGUCUCCUUUACGUACCCAAAUCAUCCAGAUGACCCAGUGCUGCAGGGGCUGACGUUCACCCUUCGUCCUGGUGAGGUGACGGCGCUGGUGGGGCCCAAUGGAUCUGGGAAAAGCACAGUGGCUGCCCUGCUGCAGAAUCUGUACCAGCCCACUGGAGGGAAGUUGCUGCUGGAUGGGGAGCCCCUUCCCCUAUAUGACCACCACUAUCUGCACACACAGGUGGCUGCAGUGGGACAAGAGCCUCAACUUUUUGGAAGAAGUGUUCAAGAAAAUAUUGCUUAUGGCCUAACCCAGAAGCCAACCAUGGAGGAAAUCACAGCUGCCGCGAUAGAGUCAGGGGCCCACAGUUUCAUCUCUAAACUCCCUGAGGGCUACAAUGCAGAAGUGGGCGAGGCUGGGAGUCAGCUCUCAGGGGGCCAGCGACAGGCAGUGGCCUUGGCUCGAGCGUUGAUCCGGAAGCCACGUGUGCUCAUCUUGGAUGAUGCUACCAGUGCCCUGGAUGCAGACAGCCAGUCACGAGUGGAGCAUCUCCUGUAUGAAAGCCCUGAGCGGCACUCCCGAUCGGUGCUUCUCAUCACCCAGCGUCUCAGCUCCGUGGAGAAGGCUGACCACAUACUCUUUCUGAAAGAAGGCACCAUUCGGGAGGCCGGAACCCACCAGCAGCUCAUGGAGAAUCAGGGCCCCUACUGGGCCAUGGUGCAGGCUCCUGGGGCUUCAGGUGCCCUGGAAUGAAAGCCUUGUCAGACCCUCUCAAACGUGGAGAGUUUGGGAAUAGAAAUCGUAGCUGCCUGGCAGAGUAGGCAGCUGCUUCUUGGGAGUUACUUCCUGAAGUGUGCGGCCUGCCUGCCUUAGGCCUGAAAUUCUGCCUGGAAUGCCCCACCUACAAGCUUGUCCUCAUAAUGCAGGUUUCUUGGAAGAAAAAGGGGACUUAGAUGACUUACUGUAACUUGGUGUAGAGCCACUGCUGGUGUGGCUAACACGCCUGAGGUGAGAAAUCUUCAGACCACUAAAUACUUAAACAUUUAAAUAUUUGGAAAGUAGUAGGAUCACUACUUUCCUAUAGGACCAAGGAAGAUGCUGGUCCAUAGAUACACCGUGGGCUCUUGGUAUUUAUAAUA